GAGGCUCAGCCUGAUGCGUGCGGCGCGCUUCAAGCGAACGGUACCGCGUCUAUGGCGCGACUAAGCGCGUUUACGGAUAUGCAGGUGCACCACUCAGCGAAAACAGCAACAAUAAACGUGAUGCAUAAUUAAAAAGCAUCGGCAAUGGAUAUUGAUGAUAUUCUGAGAGAGGCGGACCCCGAGUAUUACUCUACGCCUGGCGAUGAUGGGGAUUUGGAGGCAUUGACCAGGGCAUGGGUAGCUGAACGCUCAGCUCCCGAGUUGUUGGAUUGGCCAUCUAACGGCCUGAUCGAGAGAGCCAAUGAGAAGAUUCAAAGGCAAAUCGAGAAGGUCGAAGUCAUGACCGGCGAUAUGGACCCCAAGACAAAUUUUGGUCUCAUUAUCAUCCAAACAGAACUGGAGAGGUGGAAGUACUUGGUGCGGGGAUUUUUGAGAGCAAGGCUUGCCAAGAUUGACAAGCACACACUUCACUAUCUAUCUUCGCCCUCUCUUAGAUCACGGCUCUCGCCGUCGGAGAUCUCAUUUGCGACACGCCAUCAAGCUCUUCUCCACGAGCAUUAUCUUUCGUCUUUCUUGCAGUCAUUUCCUCCCCAAUUGAGGAAUCUAGAUGAUACUGCGGGUGGAAUCAGUAUGGUCGACGCUCCUGAACUUGACACAGCAGUCUUUAUCAGGGCCCUGAAGGACUGUCUUGUUGGAACCCAAGGGGGAAAUGCAGAAGAUAUGGUGGAUGCUUUAGCUGGAGAAGUGCUGAUUGCCAGGUGGGCGGAUGUGAAACCUUUGGUGCUGAGCGGGGAUGCGGAACUUGUUUGACCCAAAUGAAUUUCGAUGCCUCCAAGAAAGGAGCAGCAUGCGAUUCCUGCAGUGGUUAUGAUAUAUUGUUCUCAGAUGCUGCCUAUAAGCGGGUUGUUUGAUCACGUUUUGAGCAGGAAGGUACUAUUCAAUGCGGCGGGCCAAGGAGAUUAGACUCUGGUCUCCACGUUGUAGUUUGAGAUGGGCUAAAUAUAUCAAAGGAUUUGGAGCCCUGGCCUUAAUCGGACAGAAUAAACUGGCACUGUUACGGAACACGUCAAAGGUUGGAAUGCCGGCGGGCAAUGUGAGCCAGAUCACGAGUUUUGAGUUUAAGGCGUUGAGAGAGUUAUGGGGGAUGACCAGUUAACGAGAUCAAGAUAUACGGCUGUUAUUGUUUGUCAAUGUAGCCAGCUUGUAAAGAGACCUACUUGCGUUAUGAGCUGGCAGUAUAUGGAAAGACUAUAGAAUGAAUAAAAGUAUAUUGGAAAACUACAG
Molecule: messenger RNA, 1284 nt
Organism: Pseudogymnoascus verrucosus
Lineage: Eukaryota; Fungi; Ascomycota; Leotiomycetes; Thelebolales; Thelebolaceae
Gene: SLD5
Product: GINS complex subunit
Exons: 3
Coding region: 145-810 (221 amino acids)
Biological process (GO): double-strand break repair via break-induced replication; DNA-templated DNA replication
Cellular component (GO): GINS complex
Source: RefSeq, a predicted model, not a curated record